Molecule: messenger RNA, 637 nt
Organism: Gracilinanus agilis (Agile Gracile Mouse Opossum)
Lineage: Eukaryota; Metazoa; Chordata; Mammalia; Didelphimorphia; Didelphidae
Product: 5'-nucleotidase domain-containing protein 2-like
Exons: 5
Molecular function (GO): 5'-nucleotidase activity
Source: RefSeq, a predicted model, not a curated record
ACCUUUUCGCCGCUUGGAUGAGAACGGAGACCUGCAGUGGGAUAAGAUCAUCAAGCUAGAGAAGGGACAGGUCUACAAGCAGGGGAACCUGUUUGAUUUCCUGCGGCUGACCGGUUGGCGAGGAUCGAAGGUCUUCUACUUUGGCGACCACCUCUACAGUGAUCUGGCAGACCUAAUGCUUCGUCAUGGCUGGCGUACUGGGGCUAUCGUUCCAGAGCUGGAGACGGAGACCAAGAUCGUCAACACAGAGCAGUAUUCUCAGUCCCUGACGUGGCUACAAGCCCUCACUGGCCUGCUGGAACGUAUGCAGAUGUUCCGGGAUUCAGAGUCCCAACAGGUGCUCCAAGACUGGAUGAAGGAGAGGCAGGAGAUGAGGGCUGUCACCAAGAACUUGUUCAACCCGCAGUUCGGCAGCAUCUUUCGAACUUGCCACAACCCCACCUACUUCUCCCGCCGGCUCUGCCGCUUCUCAGACCUCUACAUGGCUUCCAUCAGCUGCCUGCUCAAUUACGACCUGCGCUACACCUUCUUUCCCCGCCGUACCCCUCUGCAGCACGAGGCCCCGCUCUGGAUGGACCAGCUGUGCACGGGCUGCAUGAAGACCCCCUUUCUGGAGGAGAUGGCCCAUAUUCGCUAG